ACGUUUAUCUGAAAGUUACAGACAUGUAAAAAAAAUCUGUUUGAAAUAUUUAAACAAGGAACGUAAAUUUAUUGCUGUAAAUUUCCUCUACUCGCAUUCUGCAAAUUUAAUAUCACCCAAAAAUUAAAUAUCUAUUAAUGUUAUUUAUAAAAGAGAGUAAAAAGAAUAUAAAUCUUGUUUAUUAGAUAUUCCCGUAUUUAAAUACAUGAUUUGGAGUUUAAAAAGUAAUAGAGUUCUUUGAUGAUGCUCUCUUCCGUGUUUAUUGCUAUCAUAGUUGCCAUAACAUCAAUGCUUAUGGUAGCAAUAAAAUAUUUUUACUGGAGAAGGAAAUUUUCUCAGUUGAUACCAGGAAAACAGACCAGAUUCUUCGAUCCUUUAGGAAAUUUGAGUGACCUGCCAUUAAGUGAAAAAUCAAGAAAUGGGUACUCUUUGAAUGUCAUCUUUUUGCAGAUGCUUGGUGGAUUUUCAAAAUUAUUCGAAAAGCAGAAGCUGUUUUGCGUUUGGUUCUUUUGUUCACCCGUUAUAGUACUGGCGAAAGCUGAAGCUGUCGAAGUCAUAUUAAGCAAUCCUAAAAUGAUUGAAAAAAGUUGGUUCUACAGUUGGACUCGACCAAUUAUCGGAUAUGGAUUGCUCACAAGCGGCAAUGGCAAAUGGAAGUCCAGGCGGAAGCUGCUGAAUCCUUGCUUUCAUUCCGAAAUCCUACGGGACUUCAUAACCGUGAUGAACAAACAAGCCCGUGUUUUAAUCAAACACUUCCAGCAUGAAACUAUUAAAGAUUCCACUGAUAUCGUCUUGCCAUUGUCUCUUUGUUCAUUGGAUAUAAUAUGCGAAACGAUCCUGGGUGUAAACAUUGGUGCUCAAGAAAAAGAAAUUAAUACGUAUUCGCAAUUUGUUGAAUCUCUGCACAGAGGUAUGGAACUUGUUGUGGAACGAAUGGGAAACUGCCUCCAUUGGUCAGAUUUCAUUUACAGUUUUACAGCAAAUGGCAAAGAGUUUAAGAAGUACAUUAAAAUCGGGCAUGACUUCACUAGAUGUGUUAUUCAACUGAAAAAAGAAAAGUAUCUCAGAGGAGACUUGAAGAUUGGCGAAAGUAAGAGAAGUUCCUUAAUGGAUGUGCUGAUGGAACAUCAUCUUCAGACAAAGGAUUUCAGCGAGGAAGACAUCAGAGAAGAGCUCCUCACAUUUCUACUAGCGGGUCAUGAUACAACAGCAACCAGCACAAUAUGGGCCUUAUACUUGAUUGGUCAUCAUCCUGAAGUUCAAGCAAAAAUUCAUGAAGAACUCGAUUUAGUUUUUGAAAACGAUAUGGAAAGACCAGUAACUAUCGACGACUUCGGAAAUCUGAAAUACCUGGAAUGCGUUUUUAAGGAGAGCAACAGGCUAUAUCCUCCAGCUCCAUUUUUCGCAAGAGAUCUCAGCGACGAUGUAAACAUAUGUGGUUAUACUUUACCGAAAGGAUCGACUUGUCUCAUAAUGUCGUAUCACUUACACAGAGACGAAGAUGUGUUUCCCAAUGCAGAAGUAUUUGAUCCAGAUCGUUUCUUACCAGAGAAUUCAGCUAAUCGUCACCAUUAUAGCUAUGUUCCUUUUUCAGCUGGUCUAAGGAACUGUAUAGGUCAAAGAUUUGCAACAAUGGAAUCAAAAGUUGUUGUCUCGUCCCUUCUAAGGAAGUUCACCAUCGAAUCUCUGGAUUCAAGAGAUACUGUUUUACCGUCGUUGAAAAUUCACUUAAAGCCGUCCGGCCCAAUAAGACUGAGAAUAAGACCUCGACAUUCAAAAGAUCUGUGAAUUAUUUUUCAUAGAAAACUAGUGUUUAAAUGUUAAUGAGAAAUUUGUCUUUAUCUGAAACAAGUAUUCUUAGGAACAUGUACGAUUCUUUUAAUUCGUCACAACAUAAUAAAUAUUCAAUUAUUUAUUUUA
This is a messenger RNA of Argiope bruennichi, 1920 nucleotides long. RefSeq names its product cytochrome P450 4V2-like. The coding region runs from base 241 to 1788 and encodes 515 amino acids. The transcript has 12 exons. The record is from RefSeq and is a predicted model, not a curated record. Lineage: Eukaryota; Metazoa; Arthropoda; Arachnida; Araneae; Araneidae. Gene Ontology annotation, molecular function: oxidoreductase activity, acting on paired donors, with incorporation or reduction of molecular oxygen; iron ion binding; heme binding.